CUUGUCUGAGUUGGUGACAUUCAGAAUGAACCAUAUGACCAAGAUGGCUCUUCACGCACUACAGCAUGAGAACAUACUGCCGGUAAAAGAAAUCAUGCACUACUUCCCCAUGACCACCACUCUGAUCUCUGAGCCUCUUGAUGGCAACCCAAAGUCCCUAAUAGAAGUUGCUGCAAGUCCUAGCAUGGAUGAUGUCAAACUUCUCACUUGCCUUGAGCAGGUUGCUGCUGCCAUGGCCUAUCUUCAUUCCAGGAGGAUCAUACACUGUGACCUACAGUGUAGUUACAUUUACAUUAACUCUGAUCACAGUUGCCCAGAGGUGAUGGCAAAAGUUGGUCGCUGGGGAAGAGCAGUCUGUCUGCCACAUGUAGGGACAGAUGACAACCUCUUUGAGCCUUACGUGCGCAAAGUUAUGCCAACUGAUGCAGCCAAGUGGGCUGCCCCAGAAGUGAGAAAUGAUGGGCUCUACUCCCGAGCAUCAGACGUCUUUAGCUUUGGGAUUAUGAUAUGGGAAGCUUUAACAGCACAGUUGACCAACCUGCACAUGUACAAGCCACUGAAACCUUUCCACUCACUGAACAGCAGGGAGGUUCUAAAAUUCACGGAGUUAGGAGGUAUCCCUCAUGAUUUUGGUUUUCCAAACCUCGCCAGACUGAUUGGGUGCAUGAAAGCCUGUUGGAAUCACAACCCCACCAGGAGACCUGCAUUUUCUGCCAUAUUAGAGAUGAUCAAACAGGAAAAACAAGCAGUCAGGGAAUUGGAGGCUGCCAGGCUUGAAGCAGUGCCUUCUCAUGUUGACAUGCAGGACUACGACUCUGUUGACUUGGGGAGCAAAGCCCCUGAGGAGGACUCCUUCAGCCAUAUUUACGACAUGGUUCUAGAGUUAGAUCCUGAUCUCCCACAGGCUGCUGGCAACAUGUUGGACCCUGGCGAUUCCCACCAAGUCCAGCCGUCAGAAGGGAAUGAUCUUUAUUUCUCCAGGCAAGACAAAUGGGGAGAGAUGGUUUAUGAGUUUGAGGCAAAAAGAGGAAUAGACAGGAGCCCAGCAGCUUUCAAGGAGACUGGAUGGUACGGUGAUACUGGCAUUAAGUGGCAUUAAAAAAACAAAGAUGGAAAAAGCAAGAUGUUGGACCUCUGCAAAUCCCUGAUUCAUGGCAGAUGAAAAUCCCAGCAUGGCCAGUACCAGCCAGGAGAGGACACUGGUAUCUCAUAACACUCGGGGGAGCCUGAACACCUCACAAAAUCACUGUUGGGACUGAACAGCAAAAGGACAUCCUCUCUCCUGCAUCCUCCCAUUCUGGUCAGAAAUUAUUAACAAACUAGCCAAGCAGUAGAAGUUGUUAAUUAAUCAAAAUAGCACAGUAUCAGUGUCAUGGUUUAACCCCAGCUGGUAACUAAGCACCACACAGCUGCUCGCUCACUCCCCCCCCAGUGGGAUGGGAGAGAGAAUGGGAAGGGUAAAAGUGAGAAAACUCAUGGGCUGAGGUAAAGACAAGUUUAAUAGGUAAAGCAAAAGCCAUGUGUACAAGCAAAGCAAAACAAGGAAUUCGUUCACCACUUCCCAUUGGCAGGCAGGUGUUCAGCCAUCUCCAGGAAAGCAGGACUGCAUCAUGUGUAAAGGUUACUUGGGAAUACAAACGCCAUCACUCCAAACAUCCCCCCUUUCCUUCUUCUUCCCCCAGCUUUUUGUGCUGAGCAUGACGUUGUAUGGUCUGGAAUAUCCCCCUGGUCAGUUGGGGUCAGCUAUUCCAGCUGUGUCCCCUCCCAUCUUCUUGUGCCCGGCCCCAGCCUCCUUGCUGGUGGGGUGGGGUGAGAAGCAGAAAAGGCCUUGACUUUGUGUAAGCACUGCUCAGCAGUAAUGAAAAAGUCCCUGGAUUUCCAACACUGUUUCCAGCACAAAUCCAAGACAUAGCCCUGUGCUAGCUACUAUGAAGAAAAUUAACUCCAUCCCAGCCAAAACCAGCACAAUCAGUUAACACAGAGGAUUCACCCAGUGGUGUUUUUUUUUUUUUUUGCCACAGAGCACCUACCAGCCUUGCAAUGGGCUGUUUAAUAAUGACACUAUUUCCAAACAUUGUUCCACACUUCUCCUCUGGCAAGGAGAAUGCAUCAGUGGUGGACAGGAACCCAGCCACCUCCCAUAAACUAUCUCCUCAACCGUACUGCAAGGACUUCACUUCUGUUCACUUCUAAAAAGCUUUUUUAAUGUUAACAUAUGAGUACGUGACCUUUGGGAAUAAAACUGGAUGAUUUUGUUUACUGAAA
Harpia harpyja (harpy eagle) is the source of this 2265-nucleotide messenger RNA. Its product is annotated as insulin-like growth factor 1 receptor. Gene Ontology annotation, molecular function: protein tyrosine kinase activity; ATP binding. The transcript has 6 exons. Lineage: Eukaryota; Metazoa; Chordata; Aves; Accipitriformes; Accipitridae. The record is from RefSeq and is a predicted model, not a curated record. Gene Ontology annotation, biological process: protein phosphorylation. Bases 26 to 1099 code for a protein of 357 amino acids.